UCAUCACGUGCUUCCCAUCACGUGGCCCCUCAGGGAAAAGGGGUGAUUUUUGGUGUAAAUCUGGACUGUAAUUCUUUAAUAUAUCAUUGGACCUCGUAAACACGACACUUAAAGCUCUUGGCCUAUAAGUCAUUUAUCAAAUUAUGAGUUCAUUGUAUUAUGCGAAUGCACUGUUUUCCAAAUAUCAAGUGCCGAGUUCAGUCUUCUCUACUGGCGUAUAUCCCGAGCAAACUUCUUGCGCAUUUGCGACCAGUUCCCAGCGGGCCAGCGGUUACGGCUCGGCUUCUACCGGUGCACCGGUCUCCUCUUCUUCCUCCUCCUUGUCGACCAUGUAUACCAACGGUGUUUGUCUUUCCAGCCAGAGCCAAGGCAUGUACCCAACUACGUAUGAGCUGGGGGUCAUCUCUUUGAACAUGCACAGCUCUCUGUUUGAUCAACCGAGUCUGCCCAUGGUAUGCACCGACGAUCUCUCUAAAGCGCAAAUCAGUGGUAAGGCAGAACAGAGAGGCUUCCUUCAGAACAACGACGACAACCUCCGGAUCUAUCCGUGGAUGAGAAGUACAGGUGUGGACCGGAAGAGAGGUCGCCAGACAUAUUCGCGCUAUCAAACACUAGAGUUGGAGAAAGAGUUCCACUUCAACCGUUACCUUUCACGGCGACGGCGUAUCGAGAUUGCACACACUCUUUGCUUGACCGAACGCCAGAUCAAAAUCUGGUUUCAAAACAGAAGAAUGAAAUGGAAGAAAGAUAAUAAAUCGGCGGACACUUGCUCUCCUGCUGCUGACCAAAUCGCGGGUGACGAGGAAGAUAAUUAGCGAUGGAAAGCAAGAAAGAAUAUGAACAGAAAAAAUAGACUGUGCUAUAAAAUUGGAAGAGCAAUUUGACUUGCUUUAAUUCAUGACGAAAAAAGAUUCUACCUACUACUACUACUACUACUACUCAGUUACUGCAGACAGUGUCAAGAUCUCGGCUGCCACCGUAACUUGUGUUUGACUUGUAUUAAUGUUAGAGACUAUUAAAAUAUCUGAAAUAGAUAGAUAGAUAGAGAGAGAGAGAGAGAGAGAGAGAGAGAGAGAGAGAGAGAGAGAGAGAGAGAGAGAGAGAGAGAGAGAGAGAUCUCAAACUAUUGAAAAUUAAGUUUUACAUGCUCACUUAUUUGUGACCUAUUUUGUUCGGCCUAUUUACAGAAGGGAGAAAGCGGCUUUAAACAAGUUUUGUACAUAUAUAUAUUUAUGGUUUUGAUUUUGACACCGCUAUUCUGUAUUAUAGAAUGUUGUCCUGUUUCGCAGAAGUGUUUAAAUAA
Molecule: messenger RNA, 1303 nt
Organism: Myxocyprinus asiaticus (Chinese sucker)
Lineage: Eukaryota; Metazoa; Chordata; Actinopteri; Cypriniformes; Catostomidae
Product: homeobox protein Hox-B7a-like
Exons: 2
Coding region: 144-815 (223 amino acids)
Biological process (GO): anterior/posterior pattern specification; regulation of transcription by RNA polymerase II
Cellular component (GO): nucleus
Molecular function (GO): RNA polymerase II cis-regulatory region sequence-specific DNA binding; DNA-binding transcription factor activity, RNA polymerase II-specific
Source: RefSeq, a predicted model, not a curated record